AUGCAGGGGGGCGCGGGGAGGGCCGUGCAACACGGGGAAGACGUAGUGACUCUACAGCGUCUCACUACGCGGAAGGACAGUGACUGUAAUGGGCGUCGCGAGCGCCGUCGGGAGGAACUGCUCGCUGAACUGUGUCCGUGCUGCCGUCCGCCGGCCCAGUCCCGGCGCCUCUGGCCCGUCGUUCCGUCCGCGCAACGCGGCCGGCGGAGCCCAGAUGGUGGACCCUCGCUCUGCUCGUUUGCGCCUUCCUUCCGGCGCGCAGGCUCCGGCGGCACCGACCUCGCCCCCCCGGCCUCGGAUCGCCUCCUCGCGCCGGCUGGGCCCCCGGCGCCGCACUCGCCGCUUCGCGGCUCUCCCGCGGCGGGCGGAGGGCGGCGAUCCGCCCGGACUUGGAGCCGCCGCCCUGGCCUGACCUGCGCUCGUCCAGCUGUGCCUCCUUCAGCCUGGCGCCGUCGGACCUGCGGCGGAGCGUCCAGAGCGGGCCCCGUUUCAGGGGUGAAGGCGACAGCGACGGCUCUGCGGGCCGGAAGAACACAACUUACUGAGGAUGGAAAUGGGACUCAGUACUCAAUUAUCUGUCUUGGACCCCAAAUGGAGAGUUUUCAGGGUGUCAGAAAUUGGGAAGAGGAGAGCAAGACGCUGGUGGUGACGAUGGUUCCCUGCCCGGUCCUGUGUCGUGAUGCAGUGUUUGAAAGAUAUGGAGUCUGGAGAAUGGUUACCAUCCUCAACAGCAUCUUCCAUCACACCCACUUCAUCUACCAUACCUUCUGUGGCCUCAUCAGUUUCAACAGGGCGCCUUUUCCAUGGGAGCUGCUUCACUGAGCUCUACAAUCAACCC
Manis javanica (Malayan pangolin) is the source of this 838-nucleotide messenger RNA. NCBI's taxonomy places the organism in Eukaryota, Metazoa, Chordata, Mammalia, Pholidota, Manidae. The record is from RefSeq and is a predicted model, not a curated record.